AUGGCAUGGCCUUUGUGCAAUGACCAUAUAGAUCAUCCAAGCCUAUCCUGGCAAUAUGAGCCCAGUCAUGGUGAUUCUCCCUUUUACAAGGACGUGACUGCUACUCAAACUCCCAUUGUUACGGUCGCGAAGCCAUUAUCUACCGAGUACAGCUUUUACGAUCCUCGUGUUCAGCAUGCUUCAGCGCUGCUUGACACAAACUUCACUUUACCUUCCACUCUCGGCCCUCUCAAUCUGGAGUAUAUGGACCAGGACCCUAUGCAGGGCUUCUUCUCCCAGUGGAAUAGUACCACCGAAGGCCUGGCUAGAGACUAUCGCCGUCUAGCCGAAAGCAUCGUUCGGGUCCCAUCUUUAGACUCUCCCUCUGUGGAAGAACCAUCUCCACCCAAGGACAACGACAUGCUGGCAACCCAGGGAAACCGUACUGACGGUCGACGAGCCAAUAAACAAGAGUAA
Penicillium hordei is the source of this 456-nucleotide messenger RNA. RefSeq lists its product as uncharacterized. The transcript has a single exon. The record is from RefSeq and is a predicted model, not a curated record. NCBI's taxonomy places the organism in Eukaryota, Fungi, Ascomycota, Eurotiomycetes, Eurotiales, Aspergillaceae. Bases 1 to 456 code for a protein of 151 amino acids.